This is a messenger RNA of Erpetoichthys calabaricus (reedfish), 4565 nucleotides long. RefSeq names its product interferon regulatory factor 2 binding protein 1 (gene irf2bp1). The coding region runs from base 231 to 2048 and encodes 605 amino acids. Gene Ontology annotation, molecular function: transcription corepressor activity. The record is from RefSeq and is a predicted model, not a curated record. NCBI's taxonomy places the organism in Eukaryota, Metazoa, Chordata, Cladistia, Polypteriformes, Polypteridae. Gene Ontology annotation, cellular component: nucleus. Gene Ontology annotation, biological process: regulation of transcription by RNA polymerase II. The transcript has a single exon.
GCCGCGCGCGGAAGUUGCGCAAGACUCUGACGGUCUCGAAGUUUUUCGGACAGCAGUUAUCGGACAAUCGAGCGUUUGUAAACCAACAGUGAGUCCGUUAAAAGCGUUUAAAAUAGCGUGAAAAGGCACGCUUGGUUCUGUCAGGCCCAGGCGUGAUCCAGCGCGUCUCACCAUCUUUAUUCCAAGCUUAGCCACUAGAGGCCUGCUCUUGAGGGCGAGGCCUGAGGAAGAUGUCGUCCGCCGGCCAGGCCUCCUCCCGGCGGCAGUGGUGCUACCUGUGCGAUUUGCCCAAGAUGCCGUGGGCCAUGAUAUGGGAUUUCAGCGAAGCAGUGUGCCGCGGCUGUGUCAACUACGAAGGUGCAGACAGGAUCGAGUUUCUCAUCGAGACAGCACGGCAGCUGAAGCGCAGCCAUGGUAUACAGGACGCCCGAUCUCCCGGGCCGCAGUCCACGAAGCACAAGGAGGUUCCUGUAGAGCGAUUCGAGAGAGCUCGCGGUGAGUAUGGCGUGCCAACGAGGUUGCCCAACGGCCUGGCACGGCCCGAGGAGAGCGUGCACCUGGAUGCCAGCCGCCAAAGCCCCAAUCCGAGGAGAGCCAUCGUAGGGGCCGUGCCUCCCAGUUUGUUGGCACAAGGACUAGUCAGUACACCCCAUGGACUCUUGGCAACCGUGCCGGGUCGUCCAGUGGGCGCCUCUCUGAAUAUUGCUACACCCCUUUUAAAUGAUUUAAGCAAACGUCCGGCGCAGAUGGGAUUUGGAACCUUAGUGGUAGCUGAUUUUGACAAAGAGCCGAAAGACAAGCAGAGGAAUGCAGAGGUCCUGGCCGAGCUGGCAGACAGCACGAGGAACCGAAGCGAAGAGUGGGCUGGCCGGCCCAAAAUGGUACGGGAGACACUGAUCACACUUUCCAGUUGUACCCCUUUCAACGUUCGCUUCAAAAAGGAUCACACACUGGUGGGACGUGUCUUCUUGUUUGAUGCCAAACCUGGCCUGGAAUUUGAGAUGAAGAUCUUUAUUGAAUACCCCAGCGGUUCCAGCAACUUCUUUUCUAGUCUGCUGAGCCUGGCCAAGCAGAUGUUUCAUGACUGCAUGAAAGAUUCCAGUAAAGUGAUCAAUUCUGGCUUUAAAUAUGUGGAGUAUGAGAAGAGGCAUGGCACAGGAGAAUGGCGGCUCAUUUCUGAACUAUUGACUGAUCAGGUGCGGGUAUUCAAAGAGAGCCCAGUCCCUGAGCUUCUCCCUCAUGCCUAUAUUGACAAUAACUGUGCCAUUUUGCCAACAGCAUUGUGCCCACUUACCCGGAGCUUGACAGGCCGUAGCACAGGGCGGCGCAGAAAGGCUUCUCCUGAACCUGAGACUGCAGACGGAAUGGUGAAACCACUUGGGGACGAUCCACCGCAGCAGAAGCAGCAUUGGCUUCCCGUAGCAUCAGCUAUCUAUGCGGGGGCACCUCACUUGCCAAUUUCAAUGACUGCAUCAGCUGGACAAUCCAACCAGCCAUCCUUACAGGAAGGGGUGGCAUCCCACAGUGAGCAGUCUCCCAUAACUGCUCUGAUGAGUGUGGCGGACAGUUUGGGGGCCAACCAGUCCCCGAAGGACUCUGUUGCAAGCAGCAUGGUUUCAAGACAGAGCAGUGGCAGCCCCUCAUCUUCAUCUUCUCCAGCAGGACAGCAGCGGCGCUUAGCUUCACGAAGUGGAGAGCAGCCGUCUUUUCAAGGAUCCUCAAACAGCAGUAUCCCUGCUGGUCCAGGUUCUGAAUCAAGUGCUGGGGAGACAUCCACUACUAGCAGUGUCCCCCUCUGCUGUACUAUCUGCCAUGAAAGACUCGAGGACACACAUUUUGUCCAAUGCCCUUCAGUGCCAAGUCACAAAUUCUGCUUUCCAUGUACGCGGAAUUUUAUAAGGGCACAAGGAGUUAGCAGUGAGGUGUAUUGCCCCAGUGGGGAUAAGUGUCCCUUGGUGGGCUCCACUGUACCUUGGGCAUUCAUGCAGGGGGAGAUUGCAACCAUUUUGGCAGGUGACGUGAAGGUAAAGAAAGAGCAGGACCCAUGACUGUUUGAAACUGGGUUUUGAGAGACUCAUUUGAUAUCCAUGAACUACUAUUGCAGCAUAUUAUGUGGGUUCAGGGGUUCCUUGAUUGUUAUGUCAUAAGUGUAUUUUAUUUAAAACUGCUGGAUGCUUGGCAUAAAAAAGGCAGAAUAUGUAGUAAGAAAGGUAAAAUCUUUAGACGUGUGAACAGCUCCCGACAUACAGGAGGAUGUUAAACGUUUGCAGUGAGUGUAUUGUACUGCCCAGUCUUUUGUUGGGAAGCAACAGAGGUUUCUUUCUUUGACGAUACCUCUGUAGAAUAUGAACUGAAAGUCUUAAUGAUGUGUGGGAGAGAGGUGCCCUGAUCAGAGCAGUGACAGUCAUUCUGAUGAAACAAUGCCUUAGCCACUCUAAAUGCUUCUGGUCCUGCAAGUUAAAUGAUGUUGCAAUAAUCACAUUGCUAUAGAAUGGCACUCUUCCCCCUUCAAUGUGCAGAAUACUGAGGGAUACAAUAUGUCACUUUCGGGAUUUGGUAGUGCGCAUGGCAGACUUCAGGGGUAACACCCGUUUACUUAGAUCUGUGCACAAUCUAGUCCAAUCACAUCAGUAAACGUAUAUAUUUCGGAGGGGUCAGGGUUCCAUAAUUGAUAGGUCUACCCGUGCUUUAUUAUGCUUCAUUGCCCCUUGCUUUCUUCUUCCUCUUUUAUAUUUGAACUAAACUUAAAAUUGGUGAGCCUGAUCCCCCUUUGUGUUUUUUCCUCGGUUCUUGUUGUAAGUUUGGAGGGUUGGUUCUUAGGCUUUUCCCACCAAACUAUUGUAAUUUGAAUUAAAAUAUUUUGCAGCCUGCUCUCCGAGCCAGAUGGGUAUAUGUGGUCUGACAAAGCCCUUAAUGCUGCCCAGUGCAAGAUAGCCUCCGAGGACCAAGAAGGCAUCUCCUGUUGUAUAAGGCUCUUUCUUCAGUUAAAUUUAUAUUUUUAAAAGAAAGCAGUUAGAUUUUCUUUUGAUGGUUUACUCCAAAGAGUUCUGCCAUUUUGGCAGAUUUUUUUUUUGUUUUUUCAGUUAUCAGAAGAGAGUAAUUUUAGAAAGCACUUGUUCUCGCUGUCAGCAGGGUCACAUUGCACUUUAAUUAUGUGGCACACAAAGGGAACUGUAGGUGCAUGGUGGGCCUGAGAAGACCUGUUUUGCUUUGUUGAGAUUUUUUCCAAGCACAUUACCAGCCAUUGGCACUUGUUUGUUUUGGGGUUACUGAUGUAAUCUUUACUUAAAUGAUGGAGGAGACACCGUAUAGAGGUUUCUGAUUUUGACCCAUGAUUGUCAGACUUUGGUUUCAAAUCUCUCAGUUUUCUACAGAAAUAAUUAUGUCACUCGAGAAUUCUCGUCUUAUGAUGAACAUUGUUGACUACAAUUACUUAAUCAGUUAUGAUAAUGGUUGACAAUUUUAUCUAAGGUAUUAUUGAGGAAGUUACAAACAGUUUUUUAAUAAAAGUCCAUCCAUGUUGGAAGAUGUUAAUGUAUAGCAGGAACACGUUCUUGUCCCUAGCUGAGUCAAUUUUGACUUCUCUGUCCAUUUCAUGAAAUGAUGCCUUUACUUCCCUUUUCCUAUGCAUUCUCAGUUUGACCAGACUUUCUGUUAGUGGUGUACUUCUGGCAGAGGCUUAGUGCCUACGGUAGAAGUCCGUUUUUGGUUCUUUUUUCCCUUCUUUCUGCUUUGUUUUCAUGUUGUAGUUUCAAUCAGCAUUACAGAUGAAGGAGUAAUAGUUAUUCAAAGUUGAUCUAUCACAUUAAAUCUUGCUUGGUUUCUGCUCAUCAUUUAAGGUAGUGCUACACAACUCGGAAGGGUGCAGGCAGUUUCAGUUGGUAAACCCUGGAUGGGUUGAAAUGAAUGCUGUUACAUUUUAUUAGAUACUUAGGUCAAAGUCUUAAACUGACUUCCCGCUCAUAGAAUUUAGACCUGCAGGAGUAGAGAUGAGCUAAGAUCAUAUCUGCCAGCUUAUUGUUUGUCCAUUUGAGCAAUGCUGAACAGCUCCUUGCAGUGAGGCUGGGUAAAUGAACGUUUGUUCACUGUUAUUUUUAUGAUUGUUACUCACCUGGUAUAAUUUUGUGAUGCUUAAUGUAUAAAUAUUAACAGCUUAUUUUCUUUUUUGGGAGGAAAAAAGUAAUUUUUAAGCACAUUUUAAUAAAAAAAAAUUCUGUAUCUUUCUAAUUUCUGUGUUCUUGGUAAAUGGCAUCAUUCUUUGCUUUUGCUUUUGGUAUGUUAGUACAGUGUAAAGUGAUUGAAUAUGGACCCUGUAAGGAAGCUGUUACAAUAACCAACACAAAGGAGCAGCACACACUAUUAACCAUAGCAAAUGUAAAGGUACAGCACAUACUAGAGUUUGUUUGUUUUUUUCUUGUUGACGAGUUUACAUUUAUGUUUCUAACAUUUACUUUUUGUCCUUGUGUGGCAUUAUAAUCUGUGGGUUAAUCCUCCCUUUUCCACUAGAUGGCAGCACAACAAAGUUCAUUGAAAAGAAUUGAAUAAAUGGGACUUAACCCUGAAAA